Messenger RNA from Cornus florida, 1826 nucleotides. RefSeq names its product mogroside IE synthase-like. The record is from RefSeq and is a predicted model, not a curated record. Bases 245 to 1654 code for a protein of 469 amino acids. The transcript has 2 exons. Gene Ontology annotation, molecular function: UDP-glycosyltransferase activity. NCBI's taxonomy places the organism in Eukaryota, Viridiplantae, Streptophyta, Magnoliopsida, Cornales, Cornaceae.
UCCAAAUACAUAGUACAAUCCUUCAUCUUAAAUCUUAUCCUAUCCUGACUUUCAAUUAUAUACUCGUGGCUUCCCAAUUUAAUUAUCCACCUUUUUCUUUUUUGGUCAUCCAAAAAUAAUAGUCCUCUUCAAAUUUGAAAGGAUAAUUGAAUCAUUUUGAGGGGGACAAUGUCACCGUUAUAUUUUAUUAUUGCACGAAGUGUAGGAUUAAGUAGCUAGCCUUGGCUUUGGGAAAUCGGUGGAAAUGGCUACCAGUAGAAUUCACAUUCUAGUGUUUCCUCUCCCAGCACAAGGUCACAUAAACCCGAUGCUCCAAUUCGCGAAGCGCUUAGCGUCCAAAGGCGGUGUCAAGGUCACACUGGUCACCACAACCUCCAGUAGCAGCAAGUCGUCCGUGCAAUUAGCCGAAGCCAGCUCCGUCAACAUAGAGACCAUCUUCGAUGGCAUUGAUGACAAUUACAAGAUAGACGACUUUGCCGAGUAUCUUGAGCGUUUCAAAGUCGCAGUCACACAAAGCUUGUCGGAGCUCAUCAUUCAGAAUCAGAAUCAGAAUCAGAACAAACUAGUGGUGGUGUAUGAUUCAGCAAUGCCGUGGGCUCUAGACAUUGCCCGGCAGUUGGGUGCAUAUGGAGCUGCAUUCUUCACUCAAUCGUGCGUCGUUAACGCCAUCUACUACCAUGUGAAUCAAGGGGCUCUCCUCGACAUCAAUCCUCAUCGUCAUCUUCAAUUAGUUCAAGGAUCCACAGCCAUGGUGUCUGUGCCUUCAGUGCCAGUAGUGCUCGGAAUUAAUGAUCUACCAUCCUUCGUCUAUGACGUGGACUCGUAUCCAUAUUUCUUGACCCUCGUACUCAACCAAUUUUCCAAUUUCCAUGAAGCAGAUUUCGUCUUGUUUAACACCUUUGACAGGCUGGAGCAUGAGGUAGUAAAGUCGAUUGCUAGCCAGUGGCCAAUGAUGAAGACAGUGGGACCAACAAUUCCAUCAAUGUACUUAGACAAGCGAUUAGAGGACGAUAAAGAUUAUGGGGUGAGUCUUUUCAAGCCAAGUGCAGAAGCAUGCAUGAAGUGGCUAGAGAGCAAGGAAAGUAGGUCAGUUGUUUACGUAUCAUUCGGGAGCUUGGCCGACCUAGGGGAAUUGCAAAUGGAGGAACUGGCAUGGGGCCUAAUGACGAGCAGCAACACAUACAGCUUCUUGUGGGUAGUCAGAGCUUCCGAAGAGAGUAAGCUCCCGAGCAAUUUCAAGAACGCAUUGGAUUCGAAAGGUCUGGUCGUGAAUUGGUGUCCUCAGCUGGAAGUUCUGGCUCAUCAGGCCGUGGGGUGCUUCGUAACUCACUGUGGAUGGAACUCAACACUCGAGGCCCUGAGCUUGGGAGUGCCGAUGGUGGCGAUGCCACAGUGGACGGAUCAAACGACUAAUGCGAAAUGUAUUGUGGACUUAUGGAAUGUAGGGGUGAGGGUCAGGGUCGACAGUGAGAAGGGAGUUGUCAGCAGAGAUGAGAUUGAGCUGUGUGUAAGACAAGUCAUGGAGGGAGAGAGAGGGAAUGAGCUUAGAAACAAUGCUGUCAGGUGGAAAGAAUUGGCUAAAGAGGCUGUCGAUGAAGGUGGAAGCUCCGAUAACAACAUUGAGGAAUUUGUUUCAAAACUAGUAUGCACUUAACAUGAUCGGUAUAAUAAUGGUAAGUAGUCUGAAAGUUGAAUGUAUCCCACUUAGAGAAUAAUUUUAUAUUGAUGUAAUUAAAUAUGAUGAUAUCAUCAUUAUUUCUUAUUUACAUAAAUUUAGUGGUGUGUCUGACUCUAAUAUACAUGUAUAUAUGGAUAUUGAUUCUCUA